Musa acuminata AAA Group (dessert banana) is the source of this 797-nucleotide messenger RNA. RefSeq names its product LOB domain-containing protein CRL1. The transcript is spliced from 2 exons. The coding region runs from base 127 to 771 and encodes 214 amino acids. Gene Ontology annotation, biological process: positive regulation of DNA-templated transcription; hormone-mediated signaling pathway. Lineage: Eukaryota; Viridiplantae; Streptophyta; Magnoliopsida; Zingiberales; Musaceae. Gene Ontology annotation, cellular component: nucleus. The record is from RefSeq and is a predicted model, not a curated record.
CAAUGUUGAUCUUUCAUCCCGACUCCCCUCUCUUCAAGCGUUUAUAAGCCAAGCAGACGUCGCUCUUCCUCACCCACAAGCACAAGACAACCCAAUCCCGUUUGAUCGAUCCGAAGGCUAAUCAACAUGGCAGGGUGUGGCUCUCCCUGUGGAGCUUGCAAGUUCCUAAGGCGGAAGUGCCUCAGUGGCUGCGUCUUCGCCCCCCACUUCUGCCAUGAGAAGGGCGCGGCUCACUUCGCGGCAAUCCACAAGGUGUUCGGGGCGAGCAACGCGUCCAAGCUCCUCAUGCACCUCCCUCCCGCCGACCGAUCCGAGGCCGCCGUCACCAUCUCGUACGAGGCACAAGCGAGGCUUUUGGACCCCGUUUACGGCUGCGUCGCCCAAAUCUUUGCCCUCCAGCGACAAGUUGUUCUUCUGCAAGCUCAGCUAGCCUCUCUGAAAGCCCAAGCUCAAUUGGCACUUGGAAAUGGCACGACGUCGCCUGGAGAAGGGAUCGCGCCACCUGCUUACGCAUCAAUCUUCUCGACGAACGAUUGGCUUGCGGAUUGCAACAGCUGCCGGUCCUCUCACGACUGCAACUCCCAUUUUGCCAUGGUGGAGGACGAGGCCAUGGUGUUCAGGAUUCAGAGUGAGGAUGCUCCUCGUUCCAUCGCAUCUCUCGACGUGCAAGCUGGUCCUUGGAGGUCGUCAGCAUCAUCGUCAUCAUCAUCAUCAUAUACUGAUGUGGAGGGCCUUCUAUCUGUAGCUUUUGCUUAUCCUGGUCGUUCAUAAGAAUGAAGAUCCAUUAUUGGAUGCCU